Molecule: messenger RNA, 3942 nt
Organism: Electrophorus electricus (electric eel)
Lineage: Eukaryota; Metazoa; Chordata; Actinopteri; Gymnotiformes; Gymnotidae
Source: RefSeq, a predicted model, not a curated record
CUGAACAUCUAAAAUGAUUUUUAAUGUUUAUUUCUCAAUUCAUUUUGGGUUUUUUGAGAGUACAACAGAAUUUGUAUAAGUCAGGAAACUUCAAAAUUAUGCAAAACUGUGGUUAUUGCAUAGUCCUAUAGGUGGCAGUAAGCGUGUUGUCCCUUUAUAGAAGAGCACAUUUAAUUCAAGAGAAGGAGGAAAAUAACCUGCCCCUUUGAUACCUAAGACGUAGACGUUUUACUAAAGGUAGCGUAGCUAGCUCUUUUUAUGCUUUUGUAAAGAACAGACUUGCUCUGAUUCAUUUCACUCAGCUCACACUUUCUUAACAAAAUGAUAGCAAGUUGUAUGGGAUGAAAGGGGUGGCUGUAAGGAUGAGUAAUCUUACUGCAUACAAAGACAGACUUGUUCAGCAGAUGGCAGCAAGCCAAAGUUAAGCACUACAUGGAUGAAAGCUUUACUCAGGUGUGGGAAUUGGAAGGCUAUGUACUGAGGAUCUAAAAGCCCCACUCUAAUAAAUAAUACCAGAGAUCGCUUGAGUGGCCUCACCGCAUGUCGCGUAUCAAGAACACAUUAGACUCUGUCUCCAAAGCCAUUAGUGGGACAGUGAACACGGAGGUCUUCUCCAAGAUAACACGCCUCCGACCCAGUGCUACCUCCAUGGGCCAAAAAAUACAGGUGAAAAUGGAGAGCCCUGAGCCUGAAUCUGCUGUGGUUGUGACUGUGUCAGCACCUGUGCAUCUAAAACCCAAAGAGGAAGUGAAGGGCAAAGGCAUUAGCAGAGAUGCCCUCAAACUGCCAGUUAGCCCAGCCAUGCCCCCAGGAGCUGUGUCCACAACGGUAUCCAAACAGACCCUGCAGCGUUUCCAGCCAACAGCUUUCACCGUGGACAUGGAUGAGACCUACAACCACUUGGCUGAGCAUGUGAACACAUACUUUGGGAGCAGUAGCCAAGAGGAAAACAGGCCUCAAGGAAGGGGCGGAGACACCAUUGCGCUGCCAAGUGCCACUCUCUACAUUGGGACAAAGCAGUGUGUCCCUGUGCCACAGCCUGUGGCUCAGAAAGUUGACCCAGACCCACCCACCCCGCCUGCCCUUGACCAGACUGGUGUGGGCUCAAGUCAUCCAACCACAGAGUGCACUGUGCCUGCUAUCCCCAGCCCACAGAAAAAAGGCAUCAGCAAUUACUUGUCUUACAAGAGGCCCAAAAUGCAGGCUUUUAUGGGAAACUACAUUGCCCCUCUGAUUCCCAAGUUCAGGGCCGAUUCUGCAAAUAAGGACAAGGCACAUGAAGUGGGCAAGGCUCAGAACACAGAGCAGGUGGAAACCAAGGCGCAGGGGAAGGAAAAGGUCCAAAGUGUGCUCUCCCAGAAGGAAAAGAUCAAAGCACGUGUGAGUGUGGAUAACAAGACUAGAGCACUGGCACAGGGUAUAAGGAAAGUCAUCAAUAUGAAGAUCACAAUCAGCAGGGUGGAAGAGCUGAGCUACCACCUGCUGGAAUUCCCUGAGACUAGAGGGGUUGCUGUCACAGAGAAAGUAAUCCCAUAUUUGCUGCGCUUGCGUCAGUCACAGGACCCUAAUCUACAGGCUGCAGUGAGGCUGGCUCUUGCACUAGUGGGCUACACUGACCCCGUCAAGGGCAGAGGCAUUCGAGUCCUCUCCAUAGAUGGUGGAGGGACAAGGGGACUGGUUGCACUGCAGACUUUGCACAGGCUGGAGAGUCUCACCGGGAAGCCAGUCUACCAGUUGUUUGAUUAUAUCUGUGGAGUCAGCACAGGUGCCAUCUUGGCCUUCAUGCUGGGUGUGUUCCGCAUCCCUCUGCCUGAGUGUGAGGAGCUCUAUAGGAAGCUGGGCUCCGACGUCUUCAAGCAGAACCUGAUCGUCGGCACAGUGAAGAUGGGCUGGAGCCACGCCUUCUACGACAGCCAGAUCUGGGAGGACAUCCUCAAAGAGAGAAUGGGGGAUAGUAUUAUGAUUGAAACCACCAAAGACCCAGAUUGCCCAAAGGUCGCAGCAGUGAGCACCAUAGUAAACAGAGGGCUGCCGCUGAAGGCUUACAUCUUCAGAAACUACAAUUUCCUUCCAGGGGUGCGUUUCCACUACCUAGGUGGCUGCCAGCAUAUGAUGUGGCAGGCGAUCCGAGCAUCAUCUGCAGCCCCAGGCUAUUUCCAGGAGUAUGUUCUUGGGAACGACUUGCACCAGGACGGUGGCUUAUUAAUCAACAACCCAACGGCGCUGGCUAUCCACGAGUGCAAGUGUCUGUGGCCCAACACGCCACUGCAGUGUGUGGUGUCCUUGGGCACAGGACGCUACGAGGCCACCAGCAAGAGUGCCUCUGGUACCUCCACCAGUCUGAAGACCAAGCUCACCCAUGUAAUCAGCAGCGCCACCGACACCGAAGAGGUCCACACGAUGCUAGACGCCCUCCUUCCCCCAGACACCUACUUCCGUUUCAACCCUUACAUGAGCGAGGACAUCCCACUGGACGAGAACCGGCGCGAGAAGCUCAAUUUCCUGCAGGCUGAGGGCCAGCGCUACCUGGAGCGCAAUGAAGCCAAGAUGAAGAAGGCUGCCAGUGUGCUGUCUCAGAAUAAGAGCGCCAUCCAGAGGCUGGCCGAGUGGUUGCAGCUUAAGGCGGACAUGUACGACGGCCUCCCCUUCCACUCCAAACUGUGACCAUUGUCGAACCGUGGUGGCAGCAUGGAGUGUUCGUAAAAGCACCGUCUAAACUGACAUUGCACAAGCAGAUGACCCCAAGACCAUGAAUAGGUCAUUGGAUUAUCUCUGUGCAGCUCGCACUGUGCAGUCACUUUAGCAGCAGGCCAGUCUGAGCCACAGUUCUGUUGUUAAAAUGACGAUUCAGUAGCAAAGCUUAUGAGCAAAUUUGCAUGAUUUUGACAGGAACUGCAAGGUAAUGAAAGGCUCAUCGUGGGUACAUCCUAAUGUUUGCUGUGUUGAUCAUUCUCUCACCUGUCUCUGGUAUGUCCUAGCCAGGGCCAAUGAAGGCACUUUUUGGGAAGUUGAAGGUUUAUUUAAAUCAUUAAAGAGCUUGACUUGAACAUUUGGGUCAAUGAAAGGUUUUGUGUUGUCUGCCUAAAAAGGCACUUUUAACUGAUAGCAUAUUUUAUCUUCAUUGUUUUCUGUUUGUUUGUGUUCGGGUUCAUUCAGAAAUUGUUUUUAGUGUAUAAUUGUAGAAAUUAGUUGUUGUCUCAUUUGUGUCUCACCAAAGCCCUCUGUUGGUCAGUACUGUUUUAAAAGCAAACCAUAGUUACCUUCAGUUUAUUAACGUGCACUGUAAUUUUAAAAGCACUUGGAUAUUGUUUAUAAUUUAAGUGAUUGUGGGCUAAAAGAUUUCUUUACAGCUCUAACCUGGAUUUUUUUCUACUCUCAGUGGGAUGAUUGAGUAUAGGUCAUGUUCAACUUUGUUAUAUUUAAUAUUGUUAAAUGCCAUCACACAAAGCACUGUUGGGAGCAGCUUUUAAUAGAGUUGAAUUAUCAUCAAGUUACACAACACUAAACCAACUUCCUUAAAUGGGCCAUUGUGUUAACAGUUAUUGUAUAGUGUGUACUGUUGCAGCAAGAUUCCAUUUUAAAUCCUAGUACCUCAGUGUUUCAGAUGAUGAGUUAAAAUAAUGGUGAUUUUUGUUUUUCAUUUUACUGGUUAGGUUUCAAUAGGGAAAACAAAAUAAUUUUGCUGAUUGUAGUAGGUAUAUAUAUAUCCUCUACAUGAUGAGGACUUAAAUCCUCCAAUAAUAAUGUUAUUUAAAAUUAUUUGAAAUGAACAUGUUAAACAUUCAUCAUUGUCAUAUUCAAGAGUGAGUUUUCAGUACACAGUGGAACAUUAAAUCAUUGUAUGUAAUGAUGUUAUGCAAUUUACAAAAGUUCACAGAGUGCUUUAAUAAGAGCAACUCUUUAGAUUCUAUAGAGAAACAAAUGGCUCACUUCAGACUACAA